CUGCUGCCCCAGUUGUGCUGUGAUUUAUGUGGGCUCGCAGCUGCCCUUGCUCCGACCCCAGAGGAGCUGUGUGGGAAGUUGGUGUCUCGGAGCCGCGGCGUGGCUCUGCCGAGUGUCUGGAGCCCGGGCUGUGCACACAAACUGAUAAAUAGGGAAAGGCCUGCUGGGCUGCAGCUGCAGCAGAGCUGCCACCGCCGCUGCAGCCCCGCGGAGAGGAGCUCCCUGCAGCCACCGCUGCUGUUUAAAGGCUGGUCCCACAGCAGAGUGGAUGAAGCAGUGCAGCUGGGAGCAGAGCAUGGCCAACACGUUUGUCACCGUCCCUGACGGGUACGGCCUUCCCGAGCCCCUCCAGUACUACGAUGUUUUACCGGAGCACAUCAACUACCAGCUGCAGGACGCGGAUUUCCAGGCUGCCCCGUACUGCCAGUACUCAGCAGUGCCAGUGCCAGUGCCAGUGCCAGCCCUGCCGCCCCAGCCUGGCCCGGCCCCGUACGGCUCCUACAGCCUGGACGCCCCGUACGGCGACGGGCCCUGCGUGGGCAGCAGCUGCGAGCUCAGCAAGGGCCCCUUCCUGCCUGCCCCCGGGGAGGACGGCGGCUACCAGGGGCUCAGGAGGCCCCGGCUGAGCCACCCCGUGAGGCUGAAGGGGCAGGAGGAGCUGUGCGUGGUGUGUGGGGACAAGGCCUCGGGGUACCACUACAACGCGCUCACCUGCGAGGGCUGCAAAGGCUUCUUCCGGCGCAGCAUCACCAAGAACGCGGUGUACCGCUGCAAGAGCGGCGGGCACUGCGAGAUGGACAUGUACAUGAGGAGGAAGUGCCAGGAGUGCCGCCUCAAGAAGUGCAGGGCUGUGGGGAUGCUGGCAGAAUGUUUGCUGACUGAAGUCCAGUGCAAGUCAAAGCGACUCAGGAAGAAUUUCAAGCAGAAGAGCAGUUUCCUUUGCAACAUAAAGCUGGAAGAUGAGGGACUGAAUAGUAAGCAAGUAUCAUCUACAACAAGAUCUGGAAAACAGAUCCCAGAGAAGAUGGAACUCACUCCAGGAGAACAUCAGCUUCUUGACCACAUUGUAGCAGCACACCAAAAAUACACAAUUCCCCUUGAGGAAGCCAAGAAGUUUCUACAGGAAACUGCAAGUCCUGAGGAAAGUUUUCUCCACCUGUCUGAGACAGCUGUUGUCCAUGUCCAGGUGUUGGUGGAUUUCACAAAAAGACUCCCAGGGUUUGAGAGUUUAGCCAGUGAGGACCAGAUUGCUCUGCUGAAAGGGUCCACAGUGGAGGCAAUGUUCCUGAGAUCAGCCCAAAUUUACAACCAAAGAAUGAGCGAGUGCCAGCCAUCAACCAGUGAAAGUCAUGUAAGACUUUCUGAUCACGGGACAUGUUGUCAUGUUCAAAGCCUUGAUAAAAACAAUAUUUAUUCCAUGGAAAUGUGUCAUAAUAAAGAGAGGCCAACUUCUACUACUACCACAGGCAUAACUGAGGAGUUCAUCACCGCCCUGUUCUACUUCUACAGAACCAUGGGGGAACUCAAAGUGACCGAGACCGAAUACGCUCUGCUCGUAGCAACAACAGUGUUCUUUUCAGACCGCCCGCUGCUGAGGGACAAGCGCCACGUGGAGGAGCUGCAGGAGCCGCUGCUGGGGAUCCUGUACAAGCACUCGAAGCUGCAGCACCCGCGGGACCCGCAGCGCUUCGCGCGGCUGCUGGGGCGCCUCACGGAGCUGCGCUCGCUGCGCCACGCCCACGCGGGGGCGCUGCGCGCGCGGGACCCGCGCCUGGCCGCGCCGCUGCGCGACCUCUGGGACCUCCACUAGGCGGCGCCAACGCCGCCGGCCCGCGCGCCCCUUCCCGCCUCGGGCGCGCGCCGCCCUUUCCCGCCCUUUUCGCCCUCCCUCAGCGGCCGCCGGGAGGUGCCGGUGCCGGUGUGGGUACAAGUGUUGGUACCAGUGCCAGUGCUGGCAUCGGUUUGGGUGCCACGCUCAGUGCCGGUGACAGUGCUGGUGUUGAUGUCAGUGCCGGUGCCGGUGUGGGCACAAGUGUUGGUACCAGUGCCGGUGCUGGCAUCGGUUUGGGUGCCACGCUCAGUGCCGGUGACAGUGCUGGUGUUGAUGUCAGUGCCGGUGUCGCUGUCGGCACAAGUGUUGGUACCAGUGCCGGUGCCGGUAUCGAUUUGGGUGCCACUGUCAGUGCUGGUGUCGAUGUCGGUGCCGACGUUACUGUCGGUGUAGGUGGUGGCGGUGCUGUCGGUGUCAGUACAAGUGUUGGCGUCGGUACCAGUGCCGGUAUCGGUUUGGGUGCAGUGCUCAGUGCCGGUGUCAGUGCUGCUGCUGAUGUUGCUGCCAGGGCUGGUGCUGGUUGUUGCUGCUGGUGUCAGUGUCAGUGUCGGUACCGGUGCUGGUAUUGGUACCAGUGGUGAUGUCAGUGCCGCUACCAAGUGCUGGUGUCACCGCUUUUCUCCAGACCCACCAAGAAAAAGCCCGUUCAAACCGCUCAUGUGGCAGCCCCCGAGCGCCAGGCAGGGCCCGUGGCCAAAGCCCGCUGAGCUCUCGGGCCAUGGGGCUGUGUCAGGUCAGUGGUGCCACCGGCCGCCCCGGGCCUGGCUGCAGUGGGCAGGGGACACCCACAGGGACACUGCUGGGAGCCCCCGGGCAGAGUCCUGACCCGAGCACACACAGCCCAGCCUGGCCUGGGAAGCGUUCAAGGCCAGGCUGGAGCAGACUUGGAGCAAGCAGGGACAGUGGGAAGUGGAUGAGCUUCAAGGUCCCUUCCAGCCCAGCCCAUUCCAUGGUUCUGUGCGCGUGUGAAAUUCGCUGAAGUCAUUUCUCUGCAGACUGCCAAGACUGGUGCUGGAAGGAACAUCUCUGACUUUAUUUCAAAGACUUCUGCUGUUAUUCUCUGUCAAGACUGAAGGAAAUCGUCUUCUCAAUCAUCUGCUCUGUGUUGUAGCUGCACAUCACCGAUGAUAAAUCCACAUUUGAUGUGGGUGAUCCACAGUGAGCAGUGCCCUGCUUGGAUGCUUGCACUGGCUUUGAAGUCCUGCUUACACCAGACCAAAUGUGCAGUGAAAACGUUCUGUCACCACACUGAGUUAUGUGAAAUAAACAAAUUAUUGUUUCAUGUUGAGGUUCCUUACGGAAUAUGUUUAGAUUCAAAUGUGAUAUUCUAACAGGAGACGAGUUACACUAUUUAUCCUAUUUUUUUGUGACUUGAAAACCUUGUAAAAUGGCAUUUUCAUACUAAAACAUGGUCACAUGUGGUGUUUAAAACUACCAGUGGGAGUAAAGAAAAAAAUAAAUAUCAACUACUGGAC
Molecule: messenger RNA, 3306 nt
Organism: Passer montanus (Eurasian tree sparrow)
Lineage: Eukaryota; Metazoa; Chordata; Aves; Passeriformes; Passeridae
Product: bile acid receptor-like
Exons: 12
Coding region: 269-1810 (513 amino acids)
Biological process (GO): bile acid signaling pathway; positive regulation of transcription by RNA polymerase II; cell differentiation
Molecular function (GO): zinc ion binding; nuclear receptor activity; RNA polymerase II cis-regulatory region sequence-specific DNA binding
Source: RefSeq, a predicted model, not a curated record